AUGCGGGACCUGACCCAGGGGCAGAGCGCGGCUGUGCGGCAACCCUCACCUUCAAGACCCGCGCUCCCAUCGCCUGGCCAAGUGGCUCCGCACACCCUGCCGCCCCGCCCGGCUGCAGCGGUCCUGGAGCAGCCGGCCGGCCUGAGCGCCCCUCGCAGCCGCACGGUCGUUCUCCACUGCCCGCCGCCAUGGACGUGUACCCCCCGCGCGGGCUGGGGAUGCCUCGCCUGCGGCCCCCCGGCGGCUCCAGCCGCGGGUCGCCCUUCAUCAGGAAUCGAUAGCAGGUACAAUGAAGGCUGCAGAGAGCUGGCAAAUUAUCUUCUGUUUGGUUUGUACAAUCAGAAUAGCAGUGAUUUUGAGAAAACAGGGUUUUCUGAAGAAGUUCUAGAUGAUAUAAUUAUAUUGAUUAAAUCAGAUAGUGUCCAUCUGUACUGUAAUCCUGUAAACUAUCGCUAUCUCUUACCCUAUGUGGCACAUUGGAGAAAUCUGCAUUUCCACUGCAUGACUGAAAAUGAGUAUGAAGAUGAAGAAGCUGCAGAAGAAUUUAAAAUUGCCAGCUUUGUGGACAUGGUUCGAGACUGUAGUAGAAUCGGCAUUCCUUACAGCUCCCAAGGUCACUUGCAGAUAUUUGAUAUGUUUGUGGUGGAAAAAUGGCCGAUUGUACAGGCCUUUGCACUUGAGGGCAUUGGAGGGGAUGGUUUUUUUACCAUGAAAUAUGAGUUGCAGGAUGUGAGUUUGAAUCUAUGGAACGUCUACAGCAAGAUGGAUCCUAUGUCUCUGGAUAAUUUGCUUUCAGAAGAUUUAGUGACUUUUGAACACCAAUGGACUAGCUUCUUUGCUAAUUUUGACACAGAAAUUCCUUUCCUCCUGGAGCUUUCUGAAUCCCAAGCGGGUGAUGACAACAAGCUGCCCAAGAAAGCUGAGCAAAUUAGGCUCUUAUCCCAGGUAUAUGCCGCUGUUGUUGAGGCUGUUCUGGCUGGCAUUGCAUGUUAUGCUAAAACUUCCAGUCUAACAAAGGCCAAGGAGGUAGCAGAGCAAACCCUGGGAUCUGGGUUAGAUUCCUAUGAGUUGAUGCAAUUUAAGGCAGCCCUACGCUCCAAGAUGGCUUUUCAUAUACAUGCUGUGAAUAAUCAGGGAAGAAUUGUACCUCUGGACGGUGAAGAUAGCUUAUACUUUGUGAAGACGGCUUGUAUGACUGUUUAUGACAUUCCUGACUUGCUAGGAGGAAAGGGGUGCUUAGGAUCUGUGGUCUUCUCAGAAUCAUUUUUGACAUCUCAGAUCUUGGUUAAAGAAAAGGAUGGCACUGUUACCACAGAAACCAGCUCCAUAGUCCUGACAGCGGCCAUACCCAGAUUCUGCUCCUGGCUGGUAGAAGAUAAUGAAGUAAAAUUGUCUGAGAAAACCCAGCAAGCAGUGAGGGAAGAUGAGUGUUUCCUGGGCAAUUUUCUAACAGAAGGAGACGGAGCAUAUCUUUAUCCCAGCAAUCCACAGUCCUGGCCUGAGGAAGGGAAAGUGCAUUUCUUCUCUAGUGGCCUUCUGUUUUUUCACCGUCAUCAUGGAAGUAUCAUCAUUUCCAAGAAUCACAUGAAUUCCAUUUCGUUCUAUGAUGGGGACUCCACCAGUGUUGUUGCUGCCCUUCUGAUAGACUUCAGAAGCUCACUGCUGCCUCAUCUUCCAAUUCAUUUCCAUGGAUCAAGCAAUUUUCUGAUGAUUGCCCUUUUCCCCAGAUCAAAGAUAUACCAAACAUUUUACUCAGAGGUCUUCUCCCCCUGGCAACAGCAGGCUAAGUCAGGGCUCUCUUUAAAAGUGGUCCAGGAAGAUGGAUUAUCUGUGGAACAAAGGAGAUUACACUGCAACGCACAGAAGCUCUUCAGCGCCCUGAGCCAUCCUGCUGGGGAGAAACGGAGUCCUCUAAAGCUGCUAUCAGCCAAACUCCCAGAGCUGGACUGCUUCUUGGGAGUCAUUGUAAAACCUGACCUCUUUUCCUGUGGCAAGGGGUUUCUCAUCAAAAGCCCCAGUGAUAAUGGUUUCAAAAUAGUGGGCUCUCAACCAGCCAGGGCCCUCCAUCCUUUUCUUCACUGCCAGGAUUGCUUUCUCCUGUACAGAUUCACUGGGCAUGAUGUCUGUGGGAAUGUAUUGGUCACAUUUGAAUCCACUAGCGGGAACUGGCUGAGCCUACAGGGCCAGGACAUCAGGUGGCCCCCUGCUGAGAUUGCGUUUGCUAUCUCCAGGUGGAUGGUGUACCGCCAGCUCAUGGACAGCUCCGAAUGUUUUCAUGCUGCCCACUUCCAGAGAUACCUUUCCAGUGCCUUGGAGGCCCAACAGAACCGCUCUGCCCGCCAGUCAGCCUACACCCGCAAGAAGACGAGACUGCUGGUGGUGUUACAAGGCUAUACAGAUGUUAUUGAUGUUGUCCAGGCCCUGCAGACCCAUCCAGACUCAAAUGUCAAGUCCUCCUUUGCCAUUGGUGCCAUCACAGUGUGCGUGGAGCCCCUGAGUUGCUACAUGGAGCACAGAUACAUGUUUGGGAAAUGCAUAGAUCAUAUUGCCAAAGGCUUGGUGAGUAAUGUGGUGUUCACCAGUCACACCACGGAGCAGAGGCACCCUCUCCUUGUUCAGCUGCAGAGCCUCAUCAGGGCUGCCAAUCCUACCGCAGCCUUCAUUCUUGCAGAAAAUGGGAUCAUCACCAGGAAUGAAGACAUUGAGCUGAUUCUUUCGGAAAACAGUUUUUCAAGUCCUCAGAUGCUACGAGCUCGAUAUUUAAAGUACCCUGGCUGGUAUGAAGGUAAAUUUGAUUCUGGAUCAGUCUUUCCACUAAUGGUUCAGAUCUGCGUGUGGUUUGGUCGGCCCUUGGAGAAGACUCGCUUUGUGGCCAAAUGUAAAGCAAUUCAGUCCUCCAUCAAGCCAAGUCCCUUCUCUGGAAACAUCUACCACAUCCUGGGCAAAGUGAAGUUUUCAGACUCUGAGAGGACCAUGGAGGUCUGCCACAACACUCUAGCCAAUUCCUUAAGCAUUGUGCCGGUGUUGGAGGGACCCACUCCACCACCUGACUCCAGAAGCACACCUCAAGACAACAGUGGGCAGCAGGAGUGCUACCUUGUGUUCAUCGGCUGCUCUCUGAAGGAAGAAAGUGUCAAGGACUGGCUGCGGCAGUCAGCUAAGCAGAAACCUCAGAGGAAAGCCCUGAAGACCAGGGGGAUGCUGACCCAGCAGGAGAUCAGGACUAUCCACGUGAAACGCCACCUGGACCCCCUACCUGCAGGCUACUUUUAUAAUGGAACUCAGUUUGUCAACUUCUUUGGUGACAAGACCGAUUUUCACCCACUCAUGGACCAGUUCAUGAACGACUAUGUGGAAGAAGCCAACCGGGAAAUUGAGAAGUACAACCGUGAGCUGGAGCAGCAGGAGUAUCAUGACCUCUUUGAGCAGAAGCCCUAGAGGAAGGCGAGACCCAUAUAUCCUGCAGAACGUCUCUCCUGGAGACUGAUGAAACGGGGCAUCUUAACCUCAGCUCUCCUGGAGGAGCUGCCUUUGUUCUCGUUGGCCUGUGUGUGCUGGCUUGAGUGCAUGUUGUCUUUAUUCUCUAUACAGCGCUGAAGAGCAUCACUUGGACCACUGGAGGGUCGGGGAGGGGUCCUUGUGGAGGGUGAACAGACAGGGACUGCCCUGUGUAUGGAGCUGGCAGUCCAGGACCUCUGGGUCUCUGAUAAUAGUAUCUCCUCUGGGCUGUUGAGGCACUGUGUGAGGGUGGGAAGAAGCAUUCGGAUUCCACAGAGGAUCUGCCAGGACUCAGAAGGGACCCUGGCUACCCAAACUAUGGCCAUGCCUUGGGGGACCAAGCCACCGCAGGCUUCAGGUCUCAGACACUGCCCCAUGAGGGCCUUCAUCCCCAAUGGAGUGCCUGCCUCCUCUGCUUAGGCCCCUUCCACUGAAGGAGCUGGCCCUGGGCCCAGGCCUGGGGUGAGCAGGACAAGCCCUGCCCAGCCCAGCCCACAGAGCCAGCAGCUUGGGUGAAAUCAACAGGUUGUUCUAAAAUGAGGGGAUUUCGCUUAUGGACUAAACUGAGGGGAAAGGCACGGAGCUUUCCAGAAGUGUGCUGCAGAGUUGACACACUCAGUCCCCAUUGUAAUUGGUUCGUGAGCUCCCCUGAUGGCACCACUCUGGUUUCCCCAAUUCAGAGACAAGAGCUGCCCAGCUGUUGAAGCCUCCCUGAUGAUGCUUUGCCUCACUGUAGAGGGAGAGCAUCCUGGUGAGUUUUAGGCGCAGGAGGGUGUCCUUGAAAGGGGUUCAGUCUUCAGCGUCUAGCUCUUCCAUCAGCUUUGCCAGGGGAGGCCUGGCUUCCAGACACAAACUUCAGGAAAUUCAUGCUCCCAAGUAUUGUUGCUGGCCCUGGACUUGUUUGGCUCCUGAGGACCAGGAAUUGCAAAUUCCCAAUGCCCACGUUAGAAUUCCUUCCAGUGGCUUAGUUCUCCACUGACCAUAAAGCAGAAAGGAAUGACGAGGAAGGUCGCAGGCACUGAUGUUAGGUGAUGUCUUUAGGACUUCAGCGCCUCAGCUGCCUGGAUUGUAAAUGCUUUCUGAAUUUCACAUAAUUUUUGCAUGCCUUAGGAAGAAGCACAUAGGUAAAACCAGCAAAGAGUUUCCAGUAAUGUAGAGGGGUUUUGAGAAAGACCCCUGGUGCAGAGGAGAGACAGGCAGGAGCACACAUGGCAAGCAGCAAAGCCAUUGUCAAAGGCUCAUCAGUAAAACGUACUUGAAAUAGAAAGGAACAAUUUGUAUAUGAAACCAAACGAACGAAACUCCAAAUUCCAUUGAAUAAGAAAUCUUGCAUUAAAAGGGCUUCUGAAAAGGCCUGUGUGCUUCAGCCUAGCUCCGAAAGCCACUAGCUACAAGGGCCCAGCUGUGGAGCCGAGGUCUGGGAGCCCCUCACUUCUGGCUGGCCGGAUGUUGGGGUCCACAGCAGGCCUGCCUCUGCUUGAGAGUCAAUAACAUAUGUAGAUUUUAAGUGCAAUUGAUUAAAUAAGCAAUGAGUUACUGUAGCUUCCUUUAGCUGUACCGAGCUCUUUUUAAAAACUCAAACUUGAGCAGCCUUAGAAAAGG
Messenger RNA from Trichechus manatus latirostris (Florida manatee), 5100 nucleotides. RefSeq names its product dynein axonemal assembly factor 9 (gene DNAAF9). The record is from RefSeq and is a predicted model, not a curated record. Bases 1 to 3438 code for a protein of 1145 amino acids. The transcript is spliced from 34 exons. NCBI's taxonomy places the organism in Eukaryota, Metazoa, Chordata, Mammalia, Sirenia, Trichechidae.